CAGGCUUGGGCCAAGAUGUUUCCGGUUAAGUUCAAAAUAAAGUUGUCAUGUGGCAGAAGGUGGUUUUUUUGGUCCACCUGCAGGAUUCAGUCAGAAACCAAAGCAGAACCUGAUCCGCCACCAGCUCUUAUUUCCUGCUGUCCAGUGUGGAAGUUGACCACUUCUUCUCUUUCUGCAGGUCUGCUGGCGUCCCCUCACUCGGCUCCAGGAAACCUCGACAACAAUAAGAACGGCGAGAGUCGCAUCAACGGCGGCAGCCGGGAAAACAGCACCGUGGACUUCAGCAAGGUGGACAUGAACUUCAUGAAGAAGAUCCCUCCUGGCGCAGAGGCGUCCAACGUCCUGGUGGGUGAAGUGGACUUCCUGGAGCGGCCGAUCGUCGCCUUCGUCCGGCUGUCCCCCGCCAUGCUGCUGACCGGCCUCACAGAGGUCCCGGUGCCCACCAGGUUUGUCUUCCUGCUGCUCGGCCCGUUUGGAAAAGGCCCGCAGUACCACGAGAUCGGACGCUCCAUGGCCACUCUGAUGACGGACGAGAUUUUCCACGAUGUUGCCUACAAGGCGAGGGACAGGAUCGACCUGCUGUCGGGGAUCGAUGAGUUCCUGGAUCAGGUGACCGUGCUUCCGCCGGGCGAAUGGGACCCCAGCAUCCGCAUCGAACCCCCGAAGAACGUCCCGUCUCAGGAGAAGAGGAAGAUGCCGUCUGUCCUUAAUGGCUCCGCCCACAUCUCUGACACCAUCAAGGAAGAGGAGCAUCACACGGGACCAGAGCUGCAGAGGACGGGGAGGAUCUUCGGUGGUUUGGUGAACGACGUCCGGAGGAAGGCGCCCUUCCUGUGGAGUGACAUCAGGGACGCGGUCAGCCUGCAGUGUUUGGCGUCCGUCCUCUUCCUCUACUGCGCCUGCAUGUCGCCCGUCAUCACGUUCGGAGGGCUGCUGGGAGAAGCCACCAAAGGAAACAUAAGUGCCAUAGAGUCUCUGUUCGGGGCGUCCAUGACGGGCGUGGCCUACUCCCUGUUUGCUGGUCAGCCUCUCACCAUCCUGGGCAGCACCGGUCCAGUUCUGGUCUUUGAGAAGAUCCUCUUCAAGUUCUGCAGGUGAGUCUGCGGGAACACCUGUUUUCUGUAC
Molecule: messenger RNA, 1125 nt
Organism: Micropterus salmoides (largemouth bass)
Lineage: Eukaryota; Metazoa; Chordata; Actinopteri; Centrarchiformes; Centrarchidae
Product: sodium bicarbonate cotransporter 3-like
Exons: 7
Coding region: 16-1098 (360 amino acids)
Biological process (GO): regulation of intracellular pH; monoatomic anion transport; bicarbonate transport
Cellular component (GO): apical plasma membrane; plasma membrane; basolateral plasma membrane
Molecular function (GO): sodium:bicarbonate symporter activity; solute:inorganic anion antiporter activity; monoatomic anion transmembrane transporter activity
Source: RefSeq, a predicted model, not a curated record